AUGUGCUGGUCUUCUGGAGGGUAUAUGCUGCUUCUGAGCUUUUUCCUGGUUUCUGUCUCGAAUGCCGACACGAUCAGCGAGUACACGAUGGAGAUUCUCGACAACGUGACGACGGUGCUGAACACGGGCAGUGUGCUGUAUAUUAAUGGACAACCGAAUAUAACGGAAAGUGUCUAUGAAAUCCGGCUUGGCGUCGGCGACGAUGUCGGUCUCCGGAUCCAAUAUCAGUUUAUCCCGGCAAAUGACUCGAAUCCUGCGCAGGAUGUGUUGAUUUUUGGCGAUGAUAUGAGACAAGACCUUGACACCGAUGGAAUUCGAAAAGUUAUGCCAAGGAGUGCUGCCGAUUCUACAAAUAUUACCGGAGAGACGCAUAUGAUCUUUAUCAGGGUCCUCGACUCAAACUACGCGAUUUACUUUACGAACGGCCGGAGCCAAUGGAACAUUUUCAACUAUCAAUUCACAUUCCCGAUUCAGAGCGUGUCGAGCAUCGGGCUGAGAGGGGAGUUCUUGCUCAAGGUCUACGAGCACUGGAAUCAGUCGAUAACCCUGCCGCACAGCUUCGCCUUCCCCACCCAGGAUAACAUCUUCCCCGUGGGUUCUACCGUAGUGGUCGUCGCUGAUCUAGGCACGGGGACCAACUUCACGAUCGAUUUGAUGGGUACCGGUUCGACGGUGAAUUUCCGCUGGCAAAUGGCCAUGGCUCAACAUGCUUACCAAAUCUCGAACAACGUCUCAGGGGACUGGAGCCUGGUUGGCACGUCGGGUGACUGUGGAUUGAGCAAUUUGGCGUUUGCACAGGACCAGAUCGUGUUCGUCAUAAUUUCGAAUACCAAGACGUCGAUAUCGGUAUUCGUCCAAAUCGCAGGCUACACGUACAACUGCCCGACAUAUUUCGUGCAUAACCCAUUGAUCGACACAAAUGUUGGCUAUCAUUCCGUGGUGGUUAGUGGGGAUGUUCAACCCCUACAAAUGUGUCGUAUCAACACGCUAUGGGCCUCA
Molecule: messenger RNA, 999 nt
Organism: Mesorhabditis spiculigera
Lineage: Eukaryota; Metazoa; Nematoda; Chromadorea; Rhabditida; Rhabditidae
Source: the annotation of a GenBank genome assembly